CCGUCGGGCAUAGUUCAAAGCUCCCUGGACUUGCCUUCCAGAUCUGAAGACCGGCCGUUUCGUUUUUUUCGGCUUGAUGUCAAGAUGGCCUUCGGGGUCCGGUCUCCGUGUCAACCAGCUAAAAUAGUUUCGCUUUAUCUGAUAUCGUUGACACUGUUUUCUGUUUUAAACACAACCUUCGGAGAGAGGAAGCUAAAAUUUGUCACCUUGCUCUAUCGUCAUGGUGACCGAUCACCUGUCAAGGCGUAUCCCACUGAUCCCUACCAGGAGAGUGCGUGGCCUCAGGGUUUUGGACAGCUUUCGCAGGAUGGGAUGAGGCAGCACUUCGAGCUGGGGCAGGCACUCCGACAACGUUACAAUGGUUUUCUGAAUGAGUCCUAUGAUCGACACCAGAUUGUAGUCCGCAGCACAGACUAUGACCGGACCCUGAUGAGCGCUGAGGCAAACCUAGCUGGCAUGUACCCGCCCAACGGGUCGCAGAUUGUUAACCCUGACCUCAAAUGGCAGCCCAUUCCUGUUCACACAGUACCCCAGGAAGAGGAUCGGCUUCUGUCAUUCCCUCUGCCCAACUGCCCCCGCUUCAACAUUCUUCUCAAUGAGACCAUGCAAACGGAGGCCUACCGCAACGUGACCACUUACUACAAAGACUUCAUUGAGAUGCUGAGGAACAAAACCGGUUUGAAGGAUGCCUCUGUCGAAACAGUGUGGAGUGUCCAUGACACCUUGUUCUGUGAGGCGAUGCAUCACAUGCAACCUCCCCCUUGGGUGACCAAGGACGUCAUGGAGAAGCUGAAAAUACUCAAGGACUUCAGCUUCCAGAUCAUGUUUGGGGUCUACAAGCGCGUGGAGAAGUCUCGGCUGCAGGGAGGUGUUCUUCUUGGUCAUAUCCUGAAAAACAUGACUGAGUCUGCAGUAUCUGGCUCCAAGAAGCUUCUGAAGAUGAUGAUGUACUCAGCACACGACACUACUCUAGUGGCAUUGCAGUCGGCCCUCAACGUCUUCAAUGGGAAACAGCCCCCCUAUGCCUCCUGCCACAUAUUUGAGCUGCUCCAAGAAGAUAAUGGGUCCUUCUCGGUUGCUAUGUACUUUCGGAACGACAGCACCAAGGAGCCCUACCCAGUGGUACUUCCGGGCUGCACUCAGUACUGCCCCCUGCAGGACUUUGUGCAACUCACCAAGCCAGUCAUCCCUGAGAACUGGGAGGCAGAGUGCCAGGUGCCCCCCAGGAUGAAGGAUACAGAGGUGAUCAUCGGGCUGACUGUAUUCUGUUGCCUGGUUGUCCUUCUCAUUGGGCUCCUCCUCUUCAUUCUAUGUAAACAGCAGGAUAGCAAGAGCAGCUACCAUCAUGUCAUCAAUGAAGGUGAUGACAACUCCUGACAAUCAUUCGCGCUCCUUGAGAAAUGGGACCUUUUCGAAGGGGAGGAAGAUCCAUAAACAUCUCUACCUACCUGGAUGAGCUUUCAGGAUUGGGCAUAGGGAGGACAAACUGCCUUUGCCCAAUUUUUUAAAAAAGAAAAAAAAAAUGAGGACCUUGGCUUUUAGUGUCAUGAAAACAGAUGGUCACACUAGCAGAUGAGCACACCAAGUCUUCCGCUGUCUGCAUGGACUGGAUGCUCAGGUUAGCGGGUAAUAGUGUGCGCAUGGUACAUUAUCAUGUUGGGAGCACAGGGUGUAAUUGUAUAAUCUCGUAAGAGUGCUUUUAGUGCUUUUAGCAUGGCAGCAAGUGCACACAGCCAUUUUAUUAUUUGAAAAUUGUGUAUAUUUUGCUUUAAAUUCUGUGAGUCUAGACUCGCACGCUUUAGUUCUCUUUUUAGUUCCCAGUUGUAGUAUUUCGCUAAAUGCUCUGAAAUUGAAGAAAGUUGAAUCUCAUUACGAAGAGCCCAAUGUCCUGGAUGUGUGGUCUCCAAAUUGGUCUCCCUAAUGCAUGACCAUUACUGUUGGAGUCCUCCUGAAAAACUCAAAAAUAGUUUGGAUUGCCUUCUGGAGAUUAUGGAUUGUAAGUAGUCUUUUAUGGAUCAUAUCAAUAGGCAUGAAGAGCUCUGCAAUCCUAUUGAUGAAAAUUUGUGUACCGUUGUCCUUUUUGCUGGUGUGGUUUUCACUGAUGCACUGGCUACUUUUAAAAUAGCAUUACUCUGCGAUUGUAGCAUAGUUUAAAGGGAAUUGUGGUAAAGGUUUGGUGUUUUUAGCUUUCGUCAUACCUACAGAUGGGGUGACCCACAAGUUAAAGGUACGGUAAUUCGGCUGUUUGAUUUAAGAGUAGAAUGUUCUAGCACACAGCUGUCAUUCCUUUUACUUUUUCUCUGGGUCUGGCUGUAUCUUGGUCUGCACACAGAAGUUUGAAGUUGCAUUCCUAUCCAGAAAACUAUGAAACAUUGUCAUGUAGAACACACAAGUACUUGCUAAAGUGCCAAAUCCCACCAAUUUUCAGUUGGGGUACAGUUCUUAAUUCCUAUGUAAAUACUCAAACAGGCUAUUAUGUAUGCCAUUUAUGUGUGCACAGGGAGAAAAAAUUUUAUCUAUGAAAAUUGAUUUGAUCAUAUUUUAAUUUUUACCUUUUUAUUUUAAUAAUUACUUUUAAAUUUUAGAGCAACCCUAAGAAUGUUAAUGAAAAAUUGUGAGCCUUCGUUAAUAAAACAUGCCUUACCAUUGUAAUAUAAAUUACACUCGGGUGUUAAAAGUGGAAUGCAUUAAGCUGCUCAUUUGCUGUUUUGGGAUGGGAGGUGUAUACUUGGGUUAAUUUAUUUUAGUUUUUUUUUUUAAUGGUUUCUUUCAUAUAUAGACAGACUGGUGACAUUGCUUAAAAUGUAAUUGCAUUGAGAGCCUGUAUUCAUGGGACUGAUUCAGUGGGGCGAUAUUCAUAUCAAUGUCAUAUGGCUUACAUACAAGAUCGAGACUCUUUUGUUUGGCUGUUUGUGGAAGUGUAAUUCUGCCUUUUACAUUUUACCUAUUUUGUCCAUUAUUAAGGACAUUGACCAUGAUUAAAUCUACAUUUGAAUCCUUGACUCACAAUUAAAUUCAGGUGUUAUAUUUGUCUUCACCAACAAUCAGUCAAGGUCAGGAGUCACUACAAUGAACUUUCCAAACUGUGCUUGUGAAGAAAUAAGGAACACUUUUAUUUAAUCUAAGGGCAAAUGUUUAUUGAACACAGGCCAUUGUAUCAAUGCAUCAUUCCUUCAGAAUUCAUGUCCUUAGAGGGUAAGAUGUAUUUUGUAUGUACGUCAAAUAUUUGUCAAGACAAAAAGUUUACGCUGGAGUUUUCAGUGCAGCCAAAAACUGGUUGUAAAAACAUUUGAAUUUCCUGGACUGUUAAUAUCUGAAUGUUGCUUAAAUUUUAUUGGUGUCUAAUGUGCAUUCGAUAAUUCAUUGGACAAUUCACUUUUUAAAUGUCUGCCAGACAGAGUGACUUAAUUUUAUAAUAAACUCCUUGUCUGUAACACUG
This is a messenger RNA of Anguilla anguilla (European eel), 3439 nucleotides long. RefSeq names its product acid phosphatase 2, lysosomal (gene acp2). Gene Ontology annotation, molecular function: acid phosphatase activity. Bases 85 to 1377 code for a protein of 430 amino acids. NCBI's taxonomy places the organism in Eukaryota, Metazoa, Chordata, Actinopteri, Anguilliformes, Anguillidae. Gene Ontology annotation, biological process: lysosome organization; dephosphorylation. Gene Ontology annotation, cellular component: lysosome. The transcript is spliced from 11 exons. The record is from RefSeq and is a predicted model, not a curated record.